Anastrepha obliqua is the source of this 3935-nucleotide messenger RNA. RefSeq lists its product as uncharacterized. Bases 244 to 3879 code for a protein of 1211 amino acids. Gene Ontology annotation, cellular component: cytoplasmic dynein complex. Lineage: Eukaryota; Metazoa; Arthropoda; Insecta; Diptera; Tephritidae. The record is from RefSeq and is a predicted model, not a curated record. Gene Ontology annotation, molecular function: dynein heavy chain binding; dynein light chain binding. Gene Ontology annotation, biological process: intraciliary transport. The transcript is spliced from 3 exons.
CAACACCUUAACCGCAACGGUUGUUAAGCACCCAAUUCAAUUGCCAUAACAAAAGCGUUUGGCACUUAAAUCGCAAUAGCGAUCACAUCUACGUAACCACAAGCGAAUCAUUUUUUAGUUCUUUAAUUGAUUAAACAAAGAUACAGACGUGGACUAAAUUCUGUUGUAAAAUUGUUGGAAAUUAAUUAAAUACUAUUAAAGUGGUGUUAAUAAGUGGAAGACAGACGAAACGCAUAAAAUCCAAUGUCGAAACCGCAAACGAAAACGGCGCAACUGAGAAACGGUCUUAAAACAACAACAGGUGCUACAUCGAAGAAAAGUGCUGUAGGUAAUCCAACAAAAACUACGAGUGGGUCUACUAAAACAAAUACGCAAAUUAGAACAACGCCUAGUGCCGCAUCAACAGUUACGAAUCGAACUUUAGAAGAAAAGCCUAAGCUUAAAAUCAGCACUCAAGCACGAAAAGCUGAGCCUGAGGUCGCCACCAAAACCAGAACUCAGCGUGAUGUCACAAAGCCAAAAAAUACCCCACCAACUAAAACAUUAACGACCUCCCGAGCCGUACCAAAAAUAACUAGCAGGAUAAAUGUACCAUCGACAAAGAAACGUAUUGCAGCAACAACAGUUAAGAGUAGCGUUAAUGAGCAGCCUAUGCGCGCCAAACAUAACCUCGACAUUGCUGAUACAGUUAAGAAAAGACAGUCCACUGCAAUCAAACCCAAUGCCGUACUCGAUACUUUUCAUAAUGUAACGGUAGCCUCACCACCGCCACGUCGCAAAGAAAUUACCACAGAGCCAAUUAAUGAGAGCAUUGUGCCGAUCGAGAAUGAUGAGCAACCAAAACGUGUGCGCACACAUUCGUUGAAGGAUGAAGAAAUUAUCGUAUUGCGUACCGAUUCGGCCAAGCAAAGAAUUGAGCAAGAAAUACUAGCGGACGGUGCUACUUCUUUCAUUACAAUUGGCCAAGAACCGGUUACGCCCGAAAUAGUUGUAGAUGAAGUGAUAAGACAGAAAUCUAUCGUCAAAGAUCCGGUAGCUUUUGAGGUAGCCUUCGGCGAACCAUUGAAAAGCAAAUCCAGAGCAAAGUCCCGAGAAGCGUCAGAAACUCGAAUUGCUGAAAAUCGUAAUGACAUGCAGUCGGGUGACGGGUUGAAAGACACUAUUACGGAUAGCUACUCAGAUGACUUUGAAUCUUACGAAUCGGACUUUGAAACCGGGUCAUCAACUCAAAAUGGUUCGAUUGGGAAUACUGAGAGUGGUUCGUCUACACAUAGCGAAGAUGAAGACAACAGCAAAAGUAUACUUUCUCUAUCUUCUGAGGAGGAAAAUACUAAAAGCAGGGAAGAAAUACACAUUAAUAAUAGUGAUGACGAGGAAGAAUCUGAAUUGACGCAGUAUCCCGUCACAGUCAUUCAACGUGAUAAGGAAUUCGAGCGAAAGCUGGACUCAGGAAACUAUGAAAUGAAUUCGCGAAAGCAUCUAAAACUGUCUGAGAUUACCACGCAAACGAAUGAAAGGUAUUUUGACAGCAUGGACACCUCGUACAGCGUAGCUUCAACAGACCAACUAGACUCAGGCAUCAGCGGCUAUACUAUUAAUAAUAGUAAUACUCAAGCCGAAGUGGACAAAUUCGGAGGAAUUGUGUGCUCUUAUGGAGGUUACGCUGAUUUUAAUACCCGCCCCAUUCGAAGCAAACGAGGCACAGAACUAAUGACCAAAAUCCGAUUCGACACUUUGACAUUCUCGCUAUUCGAUCUUAAACCCAUCAGUUACGACAUUUAUAUGCAAACCUACGGUACGCUGAACACCACGCAGUGCUCAACACAGACUAAUGACAAUCGCAUGUCGACCGAAUGUCAGACGGAUAAUUAUGAUAGGCGCACCAUGUGGACACAGCAUCCCCCGAAAUACGACUUGCAAACGAUACAAAAACUUGGAGCUGGCCUGAAUGGAACUAUGGCAAUACAAAAUUGCUGCGGCGAGUCUCCGAUGGAAGAAGGCAACGCGGUGCAUGUUUUAAACGCUGAUAUCUAUGAUGACAGCUUACAGCAGCUCAGUGUUUUUCGGCAAAGUAUUAAGAAUCGCGUCGUUGGCGAACAGUUGAAAAGUCUGCAUAAGCCAGUGGAUUUCGAGCGAUUAAACUCGUUUCUGCUCCGUAGUUCUAGCGUUAUAUCGAAAGUACUGAAUUCCGUUCAACCAGAUACUAGACAACAGGAACGUCUUACGAAACUCGGGCUGAACCAAAGUAGCCUGCAAGCAAUCAGCAAAGGCUAUAUCCGCUUGGAUACGAAAUUUUUGAAUGCUUUGCAUGUGGUGCGCGUAUUUGCUAACGCUAGACAUGACGUCAUCAUAACGGUGCAUGCGAGUCGACCAGAUGCGGAAGUGUAUCGCAGCGAUUUUUCUAACCUCCUUAUGGUGUGGUCCACCAGCGAAUGCUCACAACCAAUGCGACUGCUCUCUACCUGGAGCGAGGUUUGCCGCGCGGAGAUCUGUUAUGAUUGUCCGGAUAUUGUGGUUUGCGGACUGCACGACGGCAGCAUCGCAAUGUGGGAUCUGCGUGAAACAUAUUCCUUCUGCUCGAAAUUGGAUGGAUAUCUAACACACUUUGCUGCCACGCAAUCAGUAGUACCCAGAUGGUGCGCUAGCUCCAACCAGCCGCACCGCAUAAUAGACCUUGGUGCUGUUGUAGAUAUUAGGAGCUUUCGAACUCCUCCAAAAGCGGUGGCACUAGGAACGUAUAGGUCCAUACAGUUCGCUGCGCUUAACGAUACUGGUAUUAUGUCUAUUUGGACACUCGUGGAAAUGAGUGUGAAGCAUUGUGAAUUCGAUACACCGAAAACAUCCAAUACCCAGCAUCGUCGGAAAUGCAGCUCAUCUCCAGUGUCAAAUUCUCGCUUCGAGUACAGUUCGCCUUGGGCGCGCGUCAAACUAAUUCAGAGUGCUAUCUGCGAUCUACGUGACUAUUUGGAAAGUGGGUUGCGACGUACACAAACCCAAUUCCAAACGACAAAAUCACUAUUCGAAAAAGAAAUUUACAGUGAUGAGGUUUUACGCGAGCUGAAUGAAACCAAAAUGGCUCUGAAUCAAAGCCAGCCACUGCAGGGGUUGCGCUUCACUAGCAUUGAUACCGGCAGCGAGCGCAUUUAUGUUUGUACUAAUCGCAAUUUUGUGCUGACCUGUUCGAAGAGUCUAAAAUCGGAACGCUUUAGCAAAAUAAACAUCAAUGAAGGUGGGUUUCUAUUCCCGACCGCCUUGAAAGUGCUUACCAACGACAAUUUUCUGGCAGUUGGUUUAUCUAAUGGAUCAGUGAUGAUAGUCAAUUGUAAUCAGCAAGCAUUGGCACAUCAACGCAAUGGGGAUGCCAGGCUCUUAGAAACCACGAUCUCGUGUGAGGACGUAAAUCAUGUAAUCAAAACACCCCACACGCCUGACAUCGAUCCGGACACUGGCAAAUCAUGCGCCAUACAAAACAUUAUAUUAAAUGAAAGGCGGCUGCUCGGAAAUGGUGGGAACCCCUACACACCCGAAUACGACACGCGACCAUCUACAGCCGCCUGUAUUGCGUUGAUCAGCAAUCAAAAGCGUCCGUUUGAGUUGCGCGUAUACGACCGGCAGCUAAUAAUCAGCGGAUCGGCACUGCGAAAGGAUUUGGUGCAAUCGCUGGAAAUAUCGAGUGAUGGUUGGCGACUUUUUGCGCUCGUAAAUGGCCAAUUGCGGGCAUACGACUUUUAUUUGGAUCGUGAAAUUGUAGACGAGCGAAUGAGUGAAAAAGAAAAGCGGAUUGUAGAUAUAGCGGUAGCCAAAAGUUCCCAAAACGAAAAUCAUCUGAUCACAUUAGAUCAAGAAAAUGACGUAGAAGUGCACUUAUUAAAGCAGUAAGCAAAAAAAGAAGCAAUUGAAAUAAAUCACUUUCUUGCAAAAUUGGCAAAACGUUA